CCUGCAGCGUUAGGAGGUUAUGGAGAUCAUCUGCAAGGUUUCUGUGCUUUAGCGCAGCAAAACCACCACAAUGUAAACCAAAGAAAUGGCCAUUUUUCUAAGCUGUGGUCUUUAUAACGGGACCCCGUUGCUUGCACCAAAAAAGAAAACCAGCGAUCUGUCCGGAUGAAGACUAAUAUAUAUUUUACGGUUGAAUGUGCGCAGCUGUGAGUUGCCGGCCUGCUCUCAGUUCUUUAAUUCGUUGGUUUGUAUUCCUUUAAGAAAGCGUCUGCUUUCAGAUUCUAAAGCUGCCAGCCUCUUUUCAAACUCCUUGCGCGCGGGGGUCUGGGCUUUAUAAAGGCGAGCCGGCGGCUGGACUCGCAGUGCGAGUUCCCUGCAGAGACGCGACUCAGCCAAGGGACGUUGGUUUUUGCUGUUGCCGACAGCACGGCUGGAUGCUGAAGUAACAUUUCUUGAGAAGCAACCCUGCUCUGAUUCACGCAGCGACGAUGCAGCCUGUAGCUGGAAGACCCGCGGGGUCUCCUAUGAGGCUCCUGUCCCAGUAAAACCACAUCCUGAACAUCAGAUCCACCCACUAAACCCAGCCACUCAACGCCAGAGUCCUGGAGCCAUGGAGCUACCAAAGCUGCUUUACCUGAACAGCACCGGCCGGAGGAACAGCGCCCAAGCCUGGGAAGAUUUCCUGGAAGCCAGCCAGUGCAGGAGCUCUGUCGCGGGGACCACCUUCCUGAUCGUCGCCUACAGCACGGUGAUCGCCGUGGGGCUGAUCGGCAACACCUGCCUGGUGUUCGUCAUCUCGCGGCAGAAGGAGAUGCGGAACGUCACCAACAUCCUCAUCGCCAACCUCUCCUGCUCCGACAUCCUCAUGUGUAUCGUGUGCCUGCCCGUCACCGUCAUCUACACUCUGAUGGACCGCUGGAUCCUGGGGGAGGUGCUGUGCAAGGUCACCCCCUUCGUCCAGUGCAUGUCGGUCACCGUUUCCAUCUUCUCCCUGGUCCUCAUUGCCCUGGAGAGGCACCAGCUCAUCAUCAACCCCACGGGCUGGAAACCGGUGGUUGGCCACUCCUACCUGGCGGUGGCCGUCACCUGGUUGGUAGCCUGCUUCAUCUCCUUGCCCUUCCUGUCCUUCAACAUCCUGACGGACGCCCCUUUCCAGAAUCUCAGCCUGUCCUUUGAUCCUUUCCCGGACCACUUUGCCUGCAUGGAGCUCUGGCCCUCGGAGAAGCACCGCCUGGCCUACGCUACCUGCCUCCUCCUCUUCCAGUACUGCCUGCCCCUCUCCCUGGUUCUCCUCUGCUAUCUCCGCAUCUUCCUGAGGCUCCGGCGGAGAAAGGAUAUGGUGGAGCGCUCCAGGGAUUGCAGCGGUGGGCGGAAGUCGGGCAGGAGGAACAGCUGCCGGGUCAACGUCAUGCUGGCCUCCAUUGUGGCGGUCUUUGCCCUCUGCUGGCUACCCCUCAACGUCUUCAACACGCUCUUCGACUGGAACCACCUGGCCAUCCCCGCAUGCCAGCACAACCUCAUCUUCUCCUUCUGCCACCUCACCGCCAUGGCCUCCACCUGCGUCAAUCCCGUCCUCUACGGGUUCCUCAACAGCAACUUCCAGAAGGAGGUCAAGUCCAUCCUGUACCGCUGCCGCUGCGGAGGGACCCCCGAGAGCUACGAGAGCUUCCCGCUCUCCACCGUCAGCACCGAGGUCUCCAAGGCAUCCACUGCUCGUAACGGAUCAGUCAGCCUCAAUGCCUAGAGAGAGAGAGCGAGGGAGAGAGAGAGUGGGAGAGAGAGAGAGACAGAGAGAGGGGGGAAAGAGGGGGAGAGAGAGAGGGGGAGAGAGAGAGAGGGAGAGAGC
Molecule: messenger RNA, 1846 nt
Organism: Acipenser ruthenus (sterlet)
Lineage: Eukaryota; Metazoa; Chordata; Actinopteri; Acipenseriformes; Acipenseridae
Product: neuropeptide Y receptor type 1-like
Exons: 2
Coding region: 611-1744 (377 amino acids)
Biological process (GO): G protein-coupled receptor signaling pathway
Cellular component (GO): neuron projection; plasma membrane
Molecular function (GO): neuropeptide Y receptor activity; neuropeptide binding
Source: RefSeq, a predicted model, not a curated record